AUGGCUUGUCGCCUGUACGAACUUGGACAAUUCGAUGAAGUUCUGGAGCGUUUCAAGAUAUUCAAGCCUAUGGAUAUCAAACCCAAGGACAAUGAACUCGCUAAAGUGACAGAGGACAUGCUGACUGUCGGAAUUCAAUACAUCCAGCAAAGCAUCACCCAUAACACCGUCUCUAAACCUAAGGCAGUUGAGAUGUUGCGAGAAAUGAGGCGCAUUGCAAGGGAAGCUCCGCAGACAGCGCGUAUCGAUACAGUCGAACGACUACUUGAGAAGUUGCCGACGGUUAUUCAAAACAUUGUUGGAGAGCCCGCCAAACGACAGGAAGAUAUGAUAUAUUACAGCCUUUUGUUGUUAUCCAAGUCGCAUCCCGGCCGAAUUUUCCUCGCGGAUACACCAACUGGAAGAGAGGUCCAAGUAGGGAACACAGACAGCAAACCGGGCAAGCAAGGCUCAUUCCGCGAAGUGCUCCGUUGGCUAGCAGAAAUGCAUUUUGGUUGGACUUUUCGAGUGAAAAUGAACGGCAGGCAAGAAUUUUGCUGCACACAUGACAAAAAUAUUUCUCGCAUGCAGGGGGGGAAAUUUCGUUAUCCUGUAUAUUAA
Messenger RNA from Uncinocarpus reesii 1704, 600 nucleotides. RefSeq lists its product as uncharacterized. The transcript is spliced from 2 exons. Bases 1 to 600 code for a protein of 199 amino acids. The record is from RefSeq and is a predicted model, not a curated record. Lineage: Eukaryota; Fungi; Ascomycota; Eurotiomycetes; Onygenales; Onygenaceae.